Messenger RNA from Sesamum indicum (sesame), 1924 nucleotides. Its product is annotated as UDP-glucuronate 4-epimerase 3. The record is from RefSeq and is a predicted model, not a curated record. NCBI's taxonomy places the organism in Eukaryota, Viridiplantae, Streptophyta, Magnoliopsida, Lamiales, Pedaliaceae.
UGUCACUUUUUGGGUUCCGACCAGGCGCCAGCACACCCCCACCGUUGUUCUAUAAAUCCAAAGCCCGCUUUUGCUUUCUCUUUCCCCCGGAAUUCCCACAAAUUCAAUCCUCCCCGUAAAGGUAAGAAGAAAGCAAACACUGCAAAUUUUGCUUUUCUCUGCGACAAAAAGUGGGAAUUUCGCAGAAUCGUUUCAGGCUUUGAGUUCUUGCGAUUUCCGCUUCAAUUUCUUUAAACUUGAGUUCUCUGAUCGGAGUUCCGAUGACCCAACUGAAGCCCAUACUCUCACACUUAGACCCCAUCAUCCCCUCCUCCACCGGAAAGUUCAAGUCGUCGCCGUAUGCCGUCCACCGCCUGCGUUUUCACCCGAGACUCACUUUUUGGUCUUUUCUCUUCCUCUUUUUCCUGCUUCUUUUCUUCUUUUGCUCCCCUCCGGCCGCCUCCAACGCCGGGAAACGCCGCAGCCUGCAGAAUACCGCAUAUUCGGCGCGGGCCCGUCCAGGCCCGAAUUGGGAGGUCAAGGCCAGGAACUCCGCACGGCCCCAGUCGAAGUCAGGGGUCACGGUUCUGGUAACGGGGGCUGCAGGGUUCGUCGGAACCCAUGUCGCCAUGGCCCUGAAAAACAGAGGAGACGGCGUAGUGGGCCUCGAUAAUUUCAACAAUUACUACGAGACCGGGCUGAAAAAAGCCCGAAAAAGCCUCCUUGAGCGGCGAGGCGUGUAUAUCAUCGAAGGCGAUAUAAAUGAUGCUGCUUUGUUGGGUAAGCUGUUUGAGAUUGUGCAUUUUACACAUGUGAUGCACUUAGCAGCCCAGGCUGGAGUUCGCUACGCAAUGCAGAAUCCAAAUUCUUACAUCCAUAGUAAUGUAAAUGGCUUUGUUAGCUUACUUGAAGCAUGCAAGAACGCCAACCCUCAGCCAAGUAUAGUGUGGGCCUCAUCGAGCUCUGUUUACGGGCUCAAUUCGAAGGUGCCAUUCUCAGAAAAGGAUAGAACUGAUCAGCCUGCUAGCUUGUAUGCAGCCACUAAAAAGGCUGGUGAAGAAAUAGCACACACUUACAAUCAUAUCUACGGGCUUUCCAUCACCGGGCUGCGAUUUUUCACUGUGUAUGGCCCGUGGGGAAGACCUGACAUGGCCUAUUACUUCUUCACUAAGGAUAUAUUGAGAGGUAAAGAGAUCAAGAUUUUUGAAGGGGCUGAUCAUGCUACUGUUGCUAGAGACUUUACAUACAUUGAUGAUGUGGUUAAGGGUUGUUUAGCGGCUUUAGAUACUGCUAAAAAGAGUACGGGGAGCGGGGGAAAGAAGAAAGGAGCAGCGCAAUUGAGGAUAUAUAAUCUGGGGAAUACAAGCCCUGUGCCUGUUGGGAAGCUUGUGAGCAUACUAGAGAAGUUGUUGAAAAUUAAGGCGAAGAAGAAGUUCUUGCCAAUGCCAAGAAAUGGGGACGUCUUGUUCACACACGCUAACAUAAGCUUAGCGAGGAAGGAGCUCGGUUACAAGCCCACCACUGAUUUGGAGAUGGGUUUGAAGAAGUUUGUGAAGUGGUAUCUUAGUUACUAUGGUGCGAAGAAGAAGAGCGCAUGGUGAAUUCCUCAAUGAUCAUUACGAUUUUGUUUCGAUUUUGGGGGUGGUUUACAUAUCUUGGCUUUCAUUAUCAAUUGCCCAUUUCAGUUUAUGUCCGUAUGCCGUAUUGCCUUGUCUAAUUGCGAUAAUGAGUUCUGUCCUGCAUUUGCUUGAUGCUCGAUAUGUUUAUGGACCAAGUAAAUAAGUUCUCUUAAUUGAUUUACCACAUUGUUUGCUUUAGCUAUUCUCUUUGUAGGCAAAGAUUGUACAUUAGCUGAUAGUGCAGAUAUGUGCUCCUUUGUGAACAUUUCCUCACUCUCUGAGAAGUUAAUAAAAGAGCGCUAGCGGUGAACGGUUCUCUUCCAUUA